Molecule: messenger RNA, 2774 nt
Organism: Myotis daubentonii (Daubenton's bat)
Lineage: Eukaryota; Metazoa; Chordata; Mammalia; Chiroptera; Vespertilionidae
Gene: PDE6B
Product: phosphodiesterase 6B
Exons: 22
Coding region: 17-2680 (887 amino acids)
Biological process (GO): signal transduction
Molecular function (GO): protein binding; 3',5'-cyclic-nucleotide phosphodiesterase activity
Source: RefSeq, a predicted model, not a curated record
GCAGCAACCGGACACCAUGAGCCUCCGCGAGGAGCAGGUGCGGCGGUACCUGGACCAGAACCCCGGCUUUGCGGACCGGUACUUCGGGAAGACGCUGAGCCCCGAGCACGCGGCCCGGGCCUGCGAGGACGAGGAUGAGGACGGGCUCCCCGCGGGCGGCGCCAGCUUCCGGGAGCUGUGCCAGGUGCGGGAGAGCGCGGCGCUGUUCGAGCUGGUGCGGGACAUGCAGGAGAACGUCAACAUGGAGCGCGUGCUCUUCAAGAUCCUGCGCCGCCUGGGCCCGCUCCUGCGCGCCGACUGCUGCAGCCUCUUCCUGCACCGGCAGCGCAACGGCGUGGCCGAGCUCGCCACCCGCCUCUUCGGCGUGCGGCCGGGCCGCGUCCUGGAGGACUGCCUGGUGCCCCCCGACUCCGAGAUCGUCUUCCCGCUGGACAUCGGGGUUGUGGGCCACGUGGCUCAGACCAAGAAGAUGGUGAACGUGCGGGACGUGAGGGAGAACCCCCACUUCAGCACCUUCGCCGACGAGCUGACCGGCUACGAGACGAGGAGCCUCCUGGCCACGCCCAUCAUGAACGGCAAGGACGUGGUGGCCGUGGUCAUGGCCGUGAACAAGCUGGACGGGCCGGGCUUCACCGGCGAGGACGAGGACGUUUUCCUGAAGUACCUGAACUUUGGGGCCUUGAACCUGAAGAUCUACCACUUGAGCUACCUGCACAACUGUGAGACGCGCCGCGGACAGGUGCUGCUGUGGUCGGCCAACAAGGUGUUUGAGGAGCUGACCGACAUCGAGCGGCAGUUCCACAAGGCCUUCUACACGGCGCGGGCCUACCUCCACUGCGACCGGUACUCCGUGGGCCUCCUGGACAUGACCAAGGAGAAGGAAUUCUUCGACGUGUGGCCCAUCCUGAUGGGAGACGCCCAGCCGUACUCAGGCCCGCGUACCCCUGACGGCCGAGAAAUCCUCUUCUACAAAGUCAUCGACUACCUCCUCCACGGCAAGGAGGAGAUCAAGGUCAUCCCCACACCCCCAGCUGACCACUGGGCUCUGGCCAGUGGCCUUCCAACCUACGUGGCAGAAAGUGGCUUUAUCUGUAACAUCAUGAACGCCCCUGCGGACGAGAUGUUCACCUUUCAGGAGGGCCCCCUGGACGACUCCGGCUGGGCCGUCAGGAACGCCCUGUCCAUGCCCAUCGUCAACAAGAAGGAGGAGAUCGUGGGCGUGGCCACCUUCUACAACAGGAAAGACGGGAAGCCUUUCGACGAGCAGGACGAAGUGCUCAUGGAGUCCCUCACACAGUUCCUGGGCUGGUCCGUGCUCAACACCGACACCCACGACAGGAUGAACAAGCUGGGGAACCGCAAGGACAUCGCCCAGGACAUGGUGCUGUACCACGUGCGCUGCGACCAGGACGAGAUCCAGCUCAUCCUGGUACUGCCCCCCCCCCCGCGUCCACGCGGACGCACACCCAGGAGCAGGCCCAUCCCGGAGGCCCACUCGCCCUGCCAGCCCAGGCCAACGCGAGCACGCCUGGGGAAGGAGCCGGCUGACUGUGAGGAGGAGGAGCUGUGGGAACUCUUGAAGGAGGUGCUGCCUGGGCCCACCAAGUUCGACAUCUACGAGUUCCACUUCUCCGACCUCGAGUGCACGGAGCUGGAGCUGGUCAAAUGCGGCAUCCAGAUGUACUACGAGCUGGGCGUGGUCCGCAAGUUCCAGGUGCCCCAGGAGGUGCUGGUGCGGUUCCUGUUCUCCGUCAGCAAAGGCUACCGGCGGGUCACCUACCACAACUGGCGCCACGGCUUCAACGUAGCGCAGACCAUGUUCACGCUGCUCACGACGGGGAAGCUGAAGAGCUACUACACCGACCUGGAGGCCUUCGCCAUGGUCACCGCCGGCCUGUGCCACGACAUCGACCACCGCGGCACCAACAACCUGUUCCAGAUGAAGUCCCAGAACCCCCUGGCCAAGCUGCACGGCUCCUCCAUUCUGGAGCGACACCACCUGGAGUUCGGGAAGUUCCUGCUGGCGGACGAGAGCCUGAACAUCUACCAGAACCUGAACCGGCGGCAGCACGAGCACGUGGUCCACCUCAUGGACAUUGCCAUCAUCGCCACGGACCUGGCGCUCUACUUCAAGAAGAGGACGAUGUUCCAGAAGAUCGUGGACGAGUCUAAGAGCUACGCGGACCGGCGGAGCUGGACGGAGUUCCUGUCGCUGGAGACGACGCGGAAGGAGAUCGUCAUGGCCAUGAUGAUGACGGCCUGCGACCUGUCUGCCAUCACCAAGCCCUGGGAGGUCCAGAGCAAGGUGGCGCUGCUGGUGGCAGCGGAGUUCUGGGAACAAGGGGACUUGGAAAGGACGGUUCUGGAUCAGCAGCCCAUUCCAAUGAUGGACCGGAACAAGGCGGCUGAGCUCCCCAAACUGCAGGUUGGCUUCAUCGACUUCGUGUGCACCUUCGUGUACAAGGAGUUCUCCCGCUUCCACGAGGAGAUCCUGCCCAUGCUGGAGCGCCUGCAGAACAACAGGCAGGAGUGGAAGGCGCUGGCCGAUGAACACGAGGCGAGAGUGCGGGCCCUGGAGGAGGAGAAGCAGCAGGAGGAGAGGACCGCGGCCAGGAAAGGGGGCACAGAAAUUUGCAAUGGUGGCCCAGCACCCAAGUCCUCGACCUGCUGCCUCCUGUGAGCCACUCAGGGCACCUGAGGGCUCCCGCAUCCCCCACGCCCACGCAGACUCGCCUCUAACCACUUGGUUCAAGAGGUUAGGAAGCCUGAGACAA